Zea mays is the source of this 372-nucleotide messenger RNA. RefSeq lists its product as uncharacterized. The transcript has 4 exons. The coding region runs from base 4 to 357 and encodes 117 amino acids. NCBI's taxonomy places the organism in Eukaryota, Viridiplantae, Streptophyta, Magnoliopsida, Poales, Poaceae. The record is from RefSeq and is a predicted model, not a curated record.
AUUAUGGCUAUUGUAGUCCACAUGGAUACAAUUCAUCGCACAAUGUGGGGCCCUUUCAGGAAGAUUGUUAUAAUGGAUGCUAGGGGGUCUUUACAUAUCAUUAAAGUUUGGGGUGACCUACUAAACAAAAAUGCACUCCGCUGGGCGUUGGCUAAGGAGGAUUAUGGCAUAAUAAUUGGGACUAUGUUUAGGCGGUUCAGAAGACAAGAGUUCCUCGAGUCUUCGGAUCAUACCGCAAUACACUUCAAUCCGUUCCAUCACAACACCCACUAUUUUGGACCAAUUCAAAAAGCUUUGGUGGCGCGGAACAACCGUCAGUUUGCUGUUACAUUUCUUGAAGAGCAAAGGCGUAGAUAGAUUCUACAACUUCAC